This is a messenger RNA of Lepus europaeus (European hare), 1482 nucleotides long. It is a transcript of the gene PSPH, whose product is annotated as phosphoserine phosphatase. Lineage: Eukaryota; Metazoa; Chordata; Mammalia; Lagomorpha; Leporidae. Gene Ontology annotation, biological process: L-serine biosynthetic process; dephosphorylation. The record is from RefSeq and is a predicted model, not a curated record. The coding region runs from base 405 to 1082 and encodes 225 amino acids. The transcript has 7 exons. Gene Ontology annotation, molecular function: L-phosphoserine phosphatase activity; magnesium ion binding. Gene Ontology annotation, cellular component: cytoplasm.
ACCCGGCUCCGCGGAGCGAAGAUCUGGUGUCUCCAGUUUGGAAAGGCACAUGCAGCACGGCUCGGGAGCCACCCACUUAUCAGCAGAUCUCGUGCGAGUGUUUGUCCCAGGCUCUGCGCGCCUGCACGGCCCACGGCGCUCGGAGCUCCGCGCCGGAACGGCCGAGCCAGCCCCGGGCCCCCUUGCAGCCGGAAGGUGACGGUCGCCGGAGCCCCGGAGGCGGUGGCCGGGCCCAGCCAGGAGCAGCAGCGCCCGCUCUGUCUUGCUCUUGCAGAACCCAUAGGUCUUUCCUGAAGUUGUGGUCUGAACGUUACACUGCAUUUGUAUCCAGGAAAGGAAGAAGAGAGAAGAGCCUUGUCUCUCGGGAAUAUAGCACUGGAGACACGAGGAAAAUUCUUCCAAGGAUGGUCUCCCACUCAGAGUUGAGAAAACUUUUCUGUUCGGCGGACGCAGUGUGUUUCGACGUUGAUAGCACCGUCAUCAGAGAAGAAGGAAUUGAUGAGCUGGCCAAAUUCUGCGGAGUUGAGGAUGCUGUAUCAGAAAUGACUCGGCGAGCCAUGGGCGGGGCAGUGCCUUUCAAAGCUGCUCUCACAGAGCGCUUAGCACUGAUCCAGCCUUCCAGGGAGCAGGUGCAAAGGCUCCUAGCAGAGCACCCCCCCCACCUGACCCCCGGCAUAAGAGAGCUGGUAAGUCGCCUCCAAGAGCGAAACGUCCAGGUUUUCCUAAUCUCCGGCGGCUUUCGGAGUAUCGUGGAGCAUGUUGCUUCGAAGCUCAACAUACCGGCUUCCAACGUAUUCGCCAACAGGCUGAAAUUCUACUUUAACGGUGAAUAUGCGGGUUUUGAUGAGACCCAGCCAACUGCGGAAUCUGGAGGGAAAGGAAAAGUGAUUAAGUUCUUAAAGGAAAAAUUUCAUUUUAAGAAAAUUGUCAUGAUUGGAGAUGGAGCUACAGACAUGGAAGCCUGUCCUCCCGCUGAUGUUUUCAUUGGAUUUGGAGGCAAUGUGAUCAGGCAACAAGUCAAAGACAACGCCGAGUGGUACAUCACUGAUUUCGUGGAGCUUUUGAGAGAACUGGAAGAGUAACAACAAUUUUGAUGUAGCAACUUCAGAUUAAUUCUUAAAAGUUAUACAGAAUGAUACCAUUUGCUUACAGUUGCCAUUACAACAUAAUACAUAAAAUUGGUUCCCAUUAUUGGUACUUUCAAGUCAACCAUAGUUGGGAAUUCUAGAAAAUGCUUUUUUUAAAAACUCUAGUUCUGCGAUUAUUAUGACCACUAAUUACCUGCAGGGUUUAUAACCUGAAUUCCUUUUGUAAAUCCUUAGCCAUAUUUUAUUUGAAGCCUUUUAAAGGUGGACAGUAAAUUAAACACCUUCACUCUUGAAAAUAAGGAUGCCACAGCAGCCUUAAAUGAAAAUGUUGGUUUUCCCUUUGGAUACAAAUAAAAGCUUUUCUGUGUAUCAGAACACAUGUGUGGAAUUUUCA